AUGCUAGUUUCCAGACGAAGCUUCAGUGCUGCCCGUGCCGUGCGGGCAGCCGACUUCACGCACACGAUCAUCGGCGGCGGCGUGGUGGGUCUGGCGAUCGGCGCCGAGCUUGUCCAGCACGACCGGCGCAACAAGGUGUUGAUCCUCGAGAAGAACGCAGAGUACGGGCAGGAGACAAGCAGCCGGAACUCGGAGGUCGUACAUGCCGGGCUCUACUACCCGCCGGACUCGCUGAAGACGAGGCUCUGCAUCCGGGGAAAGGAGAAGAUCUACGAGCAGCGGGCACACAUCCCCGUGCAGCAGUGUGGGAAGUGGAUCAUUGCGCAGAACGGGCACGAGCAGGCGUACCUCGAGAAGCUGCAUGCCAAGGCCCAGCAGAUCGGCGUGCCGACCGAGUUUGUGCCGCUGGCGCAGGCCCGGACGCAGGAGCCGUUCGUGCGGGCCCGCUACGCUGUCCUCAACUCGCCCACCACGGGCAUCACGUCCGCCCACGGCCUCAUGGACUACCUGUACACGCGGUUCCAGGACGGCGACGGGAGUCUGGCGCUCGGAACAGAGGUCGUCGCCAUCGAGCGGCUUCCGGGGGAGAACGUGUACGAGAUCCGGACGAGGAGCGCCGACACCGCCGGCACGGCGGCCAGCUCGGACACCGAAGACUUCUCCAUCAAGAGCACCAGUGUAAUCAACUGUGCUGGCCUUCAUGCGCCCGCCGUCGCCAACAUGGUGCUGCCGCCGGAGCGCCACGUCCACGCGUUCUACGCCAAGGGGAACUACUUCAGCUACAGCGGCCCCAACACGCACGUCCGCCGCCUCAUCUACCCGUGUCCGACGCCCGGCGUCGCCUCCCUCGGGACCCACCUCACGCUGGACCUCGGCGGCCAGAUCCGCUUUGGCCCCGACCUCGAGUGGGUCCCCGGCUGCUCCGACUACCGCGUCAACGAGCACAACCUCGACGCCGCCGUCGACGCCGUCAAGGUCUACCUCCCGCACAUGCGUCGGGAGUACCUCUCGGGCAGCUACAGCGGAAUCCGGCCCAAACUGGCGGGCCCCGACAGCACCGCGUUCCAGGACUUUGUCAUCCGCAGCGAGGUCGACGCCGGUCUCGACGGUUUCGUCAACCUCCUGGGCAUCGAGAGCCCGGGCCUCACCGCCUCAAUGGGCAUUGCCGAAUACGUUGUCGAGAAGUUUUUCCGGUGA
Pichia membranifaciens NRRL Y-2026 is the source of this 1197-nucleotide messenger RNA. RefSeq lists its product as hypothetical. Gene Ontology annotation, cellular component: mitochondrion. Lineage: Eukaryota; Fungi; Ascomycota; Pichiomycetes; Pichiales; Pichiaceae. Gene Ontology annotation, molecular function: (S)-2-hydroxy-acid oxidase activity; (S)-2-hydroxyglutarate dehydrogenase activity. The transcript has a single exon. The record is from RefSeq and is a predicted model, not a curated record. Bases 1 to 1197 code for a protein of 398 amino acids.